AUGUCUGGCGGACCAGAUCGUUCCCGUCUUACAUUGCCUCUGAAAAAUAUUACUACACGAGAUGAUGUUGGCAUACCAGAAAGUGCAAAUAUAGGUCUAAGGCUAACACAGCAAAAGCUUAUGAAGAGUUUGAGCACGCCAGCAGAUUACUUCGUUCCCACACCAAUGGACCUACAAUUUCCUCCAUCGUGUUCUAAUUCUUUGAAGGAAUCCGGAAGUUAUCCACCUUUAAGUCGUGAACACAGUAUUCGGGACACGAUCUCGAAUGGGACAGCAAAGUUUUUCGGAGUUCCUCCAUCAGAAUGUUGUCAUUCAUCAGUUAGUAUGUCUGUUGAUCAGAAAUGGAGCUACCGCCGACUGCGAUUCAUUUGUAGACAUUAUGGGAAUCCGAAAGAAGAUACAUUGGUCAGAGGAUUAAGGCCACAAAAUCUGGAUGAUCAGAGCGAUGUUCCAUCACCAUCAAAGAGUGUCACAUCACAGAGCGAAAUACGUGAGACUGUAUUUAUGGCAUCUGAGAUUGGUCGUGCUGGAACAUUUUCUAGAAGCAGAUCAGUAGAAAGUCGUGGAAGCCGACUUACUCAGCAACAGCUGGAACGACGUGACAGUGUUAUGAAAAUGGUUUGUGACGGGAUUUCCUCGAUGAUACAAAGGGGGACAUUGAGACCAAAAAUGGCCUGUGCUACCGUAAAACGUGGUCGAUCAGUAUCGAGCAGUUUUGCGCCAUUUUCAAUUCAGCAAACUGUAAAUACUGCUAGUUCGAGAAUUGGACCUCCGGCUGUGGAUACUUCCGCUGGAAAGGGCAUGACUACGGUCGUGAAAGUGGGUCUCGAAACUCCUAAAGUGAUGGGUACUAUGAGUGAGCUUAAAAAGCUGGACGGAAAAGAAACUGAUGUUUCUUCACUUAAAAAGAAUCGCUCAGCAAUUCAUUUUUCGUCAGAGGUAGAAGCUGCCGCACAGUUUACACUUCCAAGGGAAGUUAUUGGUCAGAAAAAACCUCUUCUUCCUUCAGAACUAACAAAAUAUGAUGGAUCUGUAGUUCCUGUUGUGAGAUCGCAAGCUCAAGUACAAACUGUUAUUGACCAUGAAACGGUGGAGAAAAAGGGUCCUGGACCAUUUUCAAGUAUAGAGUCUAUUCAAGACGAAGUAUUCUUUGAUUAUGCAUUGCCGACAGUUUCGCCCAAUAUAUCUGAUACUGAGCAAGGAACGCAUCAUUGUCAGGGAUUGCGUAGCGGGAAAUUUUCACCUGUGACAAAGUAUAAAAAGUUUUGUUCUGAGGACGAUCCAGUGGAAGACGACAUAGGAAAUCUGUGUGAUGAUGGAUCUCCAGUGCAGAAAAUGCAGCCACAGGGUUCGGAAAAGGAGAAAUCAACAGCGUUUGCGUCCUUACGCAAUGCUCUUUCAAGCCCAAAGGAAUGGUUGCAAGACGUUCAAGACGUUGAUGAGAGAACAACCAAAAGAACUGCAGAAACGUGCAGAAGUGUGCGCAAGAGGUUACUGUUAGAUACAAUACACAGUGAGCUGAAAUCGAGGAAGUAUUCUGUUCCACAUCGUCGGCGUUUUGGAAAUGGUUUUGGAAUAUGGCGAAAAUAUUUUCAGCGAACCUAUAGGAAGGAUAUUUAUCAGCUGAAUGAAGAUGCUUAUAUUGAUUGCAGACCUUUUUUCACCUAUUGGAUUACGACAGUUCAAAUACUUGUUACUGUAAUCAGUUUGUACACUUAUGGAGUUGGCCCUUGGGGAUUCGGUCUUACGGAAAGGACAGCUGAUGUGCUGCACACCACUGUCACCUUGAAAAGGGUCAGUAUUUAUAUGCAGCAAAAUAUUUGGUUUGGACCAAAAUUUGCUGAUUUGGUACACCUGGGUGCUAAAUUUGCACCUUGUAUGCGUGAGGACCCAAAAAUUUUUGAGCAAAUUGAAGCCGAUCAUAAGGAAGAAAAUGAAACUGGCUGUUGUAUUUAUAAUGAUGGUACUGGUUGCUUUCAAACUGGACGGAGUACUUGUCCAUCAUUGAUAGCCACACUAGCAAGAUGGAAGAAGGAUAAUCCGGGCCCAGAAGGCCGUGUGUCUGGCGCCGUUUGUGGUCAAGAUCCGAGAUAUUGCGAGGAUCCAGUUUCUGUGAAGCCGUAUGAGUGGCCGGAUGAUAUGACGCAUUGGCCUGUAUGCAAACAGGUAACACUUUUUGUACCGGAAAAUGUGAUGCACAUGCAGUGUGAAAUUACCGGUCGACCUUGCUGCAUACAGUUGCACGGACAGUGUCGUAUAACCACAAGGGAUUAUUGUGAUUUUGUGGAAGGAUAUUUCCAUGAAAACGCAACACUUUGUUCACAGGUUUCAUGUUUGAGCGAAAUAUGCGGAAUGCUCCCAUUUUUGCGAAAAAAUCAACCAGAUCAGUGGUAUCGCCUGUUUAUACCACUUUUUCUGCAUGCGGGGAUAAUCCAUUGCAUUUUAACAGUUUUUAUUCAAAUGCUGUACAUGAGGGAUUUGGAGAAAUUGCUUGGAUGGGCGCGCGUAGCACUUCUUUAUAUGGUUCCCGGCAUUGGCGGAUACCUGGCUGGUGCAAUUUUUGUUCCUUAUAAGCCGGAAGUUGGUCCAGCGGGAUCACAUGUUGGAAUGUUUGCUGCGAUGUAUGUCGAUGUGGUUUAUAGCUGGAAUCUCCUGGAAAGACCUUGGCAUGCAAUUAUGCAGCUGAGCUUAUUUACUGUAGCUGUUUUUGCUGUCGGAACAUUACCGUGGGUCGAUAAUUGGGCGCAUUUUUUUGGCUUCAUCUUCGGAAUUUUGGUAUCUUUAGCUGUGCUUCCAUAUAUUCAGACAAAACAUCAUAAUCGCGCCCGACGACUAAUAAUUGUGAUCACAUCACUUUCCAUUGUAUUUGGUUUAUUCGUCGUUCUGUUGACUAUGUUUUAUUGGCCGUCUGCUUUCAAUUGCACGUAUUGCGAGUACUUCAAUUGCAUACCCUAUACCGAUCAUUUUUGUGAUAACCAAGGAUUACGAUUGAAGAGCUGGUUACCAAUAUGA
Loa loa (African eye worm) is the source of this 3012-nucleotide messenger RNA. Its product is annotated as rhomboid family protein. Gene Ontology annotation, molecular function: serine-type endopeptidase activity. Bases 1 to 3012 code for a protein of 1003 amino acids. Gene Ontology annotation, cellular component: endoplasmic reticulum membrane. The record is from RefSeq and is a predicted model, not a curated record. The transcript is spliced from 24 exons. Lineage: Eukaryota; Metazoa; Nematoda; Chromadorea; Rhabditida; Onchocercidae. Gene Ontology annotation, biological process: regulation of protein secretion; regulation of epidermal growth factor receptor signaling pathway.